GUCGGUUACCAUAAGAGAUAAAUUGUGUGCUGUACAAUAGGAGAGCCGGGUACGAAACUGUCCAUUACUAUUCUGUACCGGGGGACAGUACAGGAAUCGGGUACCUAAACCCAUUAGAUAAUAUUAAUUGAAAAGGGAAAUUAAAAGACAAAAAAAAUAUGUCGGCAAAUAAAGAUGGAGACGGUGGAUGGAAGAGCUUUCUGUGGAAUUCGGAAAGGAAGGAAUUUCUAGGACGCACUGGUGGCAGUUGGUUUAAAAUCUUGUUGUUCUACCUGAUCUUCUAUGGAUGCUUGGCUGGGAUUUUCAUUGGGACCAUCCAGGCCCUGCUGCUAACCCUUAGUAACUACAAACCCACCUACCAGGACAGAGUCGCCCCACCAGGUCUAUCCCACACCCCGCGCUCUGAGAAGUUUGAGAUCUCUUACAACGUCAACGAUGUGGAGACGUAUCUGAAAUACACCAAGAGCAUCAAGGACUUCCUGGAGAUGUACGAUGAGGAGAAGCAGACCGACCAGAACAAGUACGAAGAAUGUGGAGAUUUACCUGAAUCGUACAGGGACCGCGGUGAGCUGGAGAGUGACGCUGGAGUGAGGAAAGCCUGCAGGUUCAAGCGGACCUGGCUGGGACCCUGUGCUGGUCUGGAUGGUCACGACGAAAACUUUGGCUUCAAGGAUGGGAAACCCUGUCUGAUCGCCAAGCUCAACAGGAUCAUCAACUUCCGACCAAGGCCUCCAACCAACAAUGCCUCCGUCCCUGAAGCCGGCCAGAGCAGAGUCCAGACCAACGUUAUCCCCAUCCACUGUCAGAACAAGAGAGAGGAGGAUGCUAGCAAGAUUGGUGAGAUCAAGUACUAUGGCAUGGGCAUGGGGUUCCCCCUCCAGUACUACCCCUACUAUGGUAAGCUGCUGCACCCCGAUUACCUACAGCCUCUGGUGGCCAUCCAGUUUACCAACCUCACCUUCAACGAGGAGCUGCGUCUUGAGUGCAAAGUGUACGGAGCGAACAUUGACUACAGCGAGAAAGAUCGCUACCAAGGACGAUUUGACGUUAAGUUCACCAUCAACAAUUCAUGACCUCAGAAAAACACACUGUUUAUCCACACCCACAUUUCAAAACACGAUGAUUUAGAAAAGAAAGAAAAAAAUAGUUAUAUUAAAAACACGACUAGUCUUGGAACAAAACUUUCAUAAUAUACGGGACCUAGAGUCAAUCUGUGUACACUACACUGGCUUUUCUGCAUAAUGUCUAGGGUUAGAAUGUACUUUACACGGGCUUUUCUGCAUUAAUGUCUAGGGUUAGAAUGUACACUACACUGGCUUUUCUGCAUAAUGUCUAGGGUUAGAAUGUACUUUACAGGAAGAGUAGCAACAUAUUUAUUCUACUGUAAAUGAGAAGUCCUUGAGCCAUGGGACAUUCAUCUCUUACUGUAAAUUGCAAUUCCACUACUGAUAUGUAGCGAGCAGUGUUUCUGUCUGUCCCCCUAAGUAUUCUGCCUAACGUGGUUUCUAUAUAUGUUUGGCGUGUCCAGUACAGUAGUGGCAUACAGUGGUCUUUUCCAAGCCAUGUUGUAAUUUCUGUUGUCUUAUGUCAGUAAGCUUUAGUGGUCCAAGGUGUGUUUGUGUUUUAAUGUGAGUGUGUGGAUAUGUGUUAAUGUGCUCUUACUAACUGAAAAUACUGGCAUGGUACGCUCUGAUCUCCAAGUCUGUCAGUAAACGGAUGCACUCCCUGGAA
Molecule: messenger RNA, 1731 nt
Organism: Oncorhynchus nerka (sockeye salmon)
Lineage: Eukaryota; Metazoa; Chordata; Actinopteri; Salmoniformes; Salmonidae
Gene: atp1b1a
Product: ATPase Na+/K+ transporting subunit beta 1a
Exons: 6
Coding region: 159-1073 (304 amino acids)
Biological process (GO): potassium ion import across plasma membrane; intracellular sodium ion homeostasis; intracellular potassium ion homeostasis
Cellular component (GO): sodium:potassium-exchanging ATPase complex
Molecular function (GO): ATPase activator activity
Source: RefSeq, a predicted model, not a curated record